Panonychus citri (citrus red mite) is the source of this 1243-nucleotide messenger RNA. Its product is annotated as fatty acid synthase-like. The record is from RefSeq and is a predicted model, not a curated record. Gene Ontology annotation, biological process: fatty acid biosynthetic process. NCBI's taxonomy places the organism in Eukaryota, Metazoa, Arthropoda, Arachnida, Trombidiformes, Tetranychidae. Gene Ontology annotation, molecular function: fatty acid synthase activity; oxidoreductase activity.
UUCACUGAAAGAAGGUGGAUUUUGUCAAAUUAUGACGAGAACUAAAUUAAGACCAGUCGAACAAGAAUGGCAACAAUUGAUUGGAAAUAAUCAACAGAUCAACUUUGAUUUAUCAACAAUAAAAAGUAUAGCAACCGAUGCUGGACUCACGUGGAUUUGUCACAAGGAGAUGAUCGGUGAAGGAUAUUGUUCAGUUCUACUGAGACGUCCAUUCGCACCUAAUCCAGAUCAACAGGUAACAUUUAUCAGAGUCAAACUUGAUAGCAAUUAUGAUUGGAUUGAUAAGAUAAAAGAAUUGUCUAAAGAUAAGAAUCAUAAAAUCUGGUUAACUGGAGGUGGUUAUGAUAAUGGGAUAGUUGGACUCACUAUGUCUCUGGUUAAAGAUCCUCAAUACAAUUUGAGAUGUUAUUAUGAUCCAAGAAAAAGAGAUGAUGAAGAGAUAAUUGUCCCUGAUGAAGUGAUGCAAAGAGAUUUGUUAGUAAAUGAAGUUGAUGAUAACGGAGAAAUUGGAUUGUAUAAAAGUGAACUUGCCAAUCUUGAUGAUUUACAAAUAGGAACAACGUCAUGUUAUGCUGAUAUUAAAAACAAAGGUGAUCUUUCAAGUUUACGUUGGUUCCAAUCACAUCAUAGUAAUUGGACUUAUAUUCCUAAAGACAAGCUCAUUGAAGAUCGUGAAAAGAUAACUAUCUAUUAUGGGUCUUUGAAUUUCAGGGAUGUUCUAAUUGUCACAGGAAGAAUUACUACAAAAUUUGACAACCGCGAGCUACAAGCUGGCCCGCUAAUUGGAACCGAGUUUUCUGGGGUAGAUUCAUUAGGUAAUCGAAUCAUGGGGAUGUGUGAAGCUGGAGGAAUUGGAACAUCUCUUUGCACUAAAACUUAUUUAACAAAGAUUCCAGUUCCUGAACACUGGACAUUAGCCGAAGCUGCUACAGUUCCUGUUGUCUAUCUAACAGCUUAUUAUGGUUUAAUUUCGGGAAAUUUACAAUGUGAGUGUGUUUUAAUUCAUGCAGGUUCAGGAGGAGUUGGUCAAGCAGCUAUUUCGAUCUGUCUAUCAAGAGGUUGUCAAGUAUUUACUACAGUUGGAACACAAGAGAAAAAGGACUUCAUUAAGAAACGUUUCCCUUCAAUCGAUGAUGAUCAUAUUGGUGACUCUCGAUCAACAUCAUUUGAAGAUAUGAUUAUGAAGAUGACCGAUGGUAGAGGUGUUGAUUUAGUUUUAAACUCACUUUCUGAUGAUAACUAA